AUGCGUCGGCAGCUCAGCUCGAGCAACCUCGACGACAUGUACAUCGUGCGCGGGCUCGAGAUCGCCAACUGCCGCAUCACGGGCACCAGCAUGGUCAAGCGCAAGGGCUUCCUCGCCAAGCACUCGAUUGUCUACCACGUCAAGGUCAUUAGCGGCAGCCACGUCUACGUCGUCGACUGCGUCUACGAAGACUUUGCGCGCUUCUACAAGGCGCUGCGGACGGCGCCCAAAUCGGCGGCGGCAUUUCUCCAAUCGAUCGCGAGCUUUCCGUGCCCGAAAAAAUCGCUCUUUGGUCGCCACGACGCGCUCGUCAUCAAGGGCAUGUGCGGCCAGUUGGAGAAUCACUUGACCAACGUGCUUCGCCAGUGCCAUAUCCACAGCGCUGCGCAGCCCGCGCUCAAGGAGCACGUCAACGCAUGCAUCAUUGCGUUUGUGACGCAUAUCGAUCCCAUUCACGCGCCACGGGGCCGCUGCCACCCCGUGUUGAGCCCACACACGCAGGCAGACGCGGUGCGCCGGUGCCUCUCGUCUACCGUCGUGUAG
Messenger RNA from Saprolegnia parasitica CBS 223.65, 543 nucleotides. RefSeq lists its product as hypothetical. Gene Ontology annotation, molecular function: phosphatidylinositol binding. The transcript has a single exon. NCBI's taxonomy places the organism in Eukaryota, Oomycota, Saprolegniomycetes, Saprolegniales, Saprolegniaceae. Bases 1 to 543 code for a protein of 180 amino acids. The record is from RefSeq and is a predicted model, not a curated record.